This is a messenger RNA of Dama dama (fallow deer), 2890 nucleotides long. It is a transcript of the gene ZNF385B, whose product is annotated as zinc finger protein 385B. Gene Ontology annotation, molecular function: zinc ion binding; nucleic acid binding. Gene Ontology annotation, cellular component: nucleus. The transcript has 9 exons. Bases 1 to 1617 code for a protein of 538 amino acids. NCBI's taxonomy places the organism in Eukaryota, Metazoa, Chordata, Mammalia, Artiodactyla, Cervidae. The record is from RefSeq and is a predicted model, not a curated record.
AUGAAGUAUUCCUUAAGCCCUGACAACUACUCUGAAGAUGGAAUUAUGAAUAUGGCAACUUUUCUAAGGGGCUUUGAAGAAAAGGGGAUAAAGAACGACAGGCCUGAGGACCAGCUGAGUAAAGAGAAAAAGAAGAUUCUCUUCUCCUUCUGUGAGGUGUGCAACAUCCAGCUGAACUCUGAAGCCCAGGCCCAGGUCCAUUACAAUGGCAAGUCUCACCGCAAGCGAGUCAAGCAGCUGAGUGAUGGACAGCCCUCAUCCCCAGCCCAGAGCUCCGCGCUGCCACCCCCAGCCAGCCCCGGUACCCACACCAGCACAGAUCAUCAGGGUUGGAGCCAAGUCUCCGCAGCCCCGCGUGUGACACUGGCCACAUCCUGGAAGUUUUGUUUAUCCAACUUGGUUGUUCCUGAAGCUGGUGGAAGCCCUGCCAAGAUGUGGAGUGGACUUCCUAGCAGAGGCAGUACAUGCCAUACUACUACCCUUCCUGCUCUUGUGCGCGCACCGACCCUGAUGAUGCAGCCUUCACUGGAUAUCAAACCGUUUAUGUCGUUUCCAGUGGACAGUAAUUCUGCUGUUGGGCUCUUUCCAAAUUUUAACACAAUGGAUCCUGUGCAAAAAGCAGUCAUUAACCACACAUUUGGAGUGUCCAUUCCCCCAAAGAAGAAACAAGUUAUUUCUUGUAAUGUCUGUCAGCUUCGCUUUAACUCGGAUAGCCAGGCCGAGGCCCACUACAAAGGAAGUAAACAUGCCAAGAAGGUCAAAGCACUAGAGGCAACGAAAAAUAAACCCAAAAUGGUUUCUUCCAAGGACAGCGCAAAGGCUAAUCCCAGCUGCUCCAUCACUCCAAUCACAGGCAACAACUCUGACAAAUCAGAAGAAAAAGGGAAGUUAAAAGUCAGCAUUUCCAAUCAAGUAUCAAGUUCUGAAGGUGGCUCCUUUCUUCUCAAGCCUGGCACCACACCCCUGCCACCUGGAGGAGCCACUUCUCCCUCCAAGAGCACCAAUGGAGCGCCUGGUACUGUUUCUGAAUCAGAAGAAGAAAAAGCCAAAAAACUGCUUUAUUGUUCACUAUGCAAAGUGGCUGUGAACUCCCUGUCACAGCUAGAGGCACACAACACAGGAUCUAAACACAAGACUAUGGUUGAAGCUCGUAAUGGGGCUGGCCCAAUUAAGUCCUAUCCAAGACCUGGAUCAAGAUUAAAGAUGCAGAAUGGCAGUAAGGGGUCAGGACUACAGAACAAGACAUUUCAUUGUGAAAUCUGUGAUGUUCACGUUAAUUCAGAAAUUCAACUCAAACAGCACAUUUCUAGCCGAAGGCAUAAGGAUCGAGUUGCUGGGAAGCCAUUAAAGCCGAAAUACAGCCCUUACAACAAACUCCAGCGGAGCCCAAGCAUUUUAGCAGCCAAACUAGCAUUCCAGAAGGACAUGAUGAAGCCCCUGGCCCCGGCCUUCCUGUCCUCGCCGCUGGCGGCGGCCGCCGUGUCCUCCGCGCUGUCUCUGCCGCCGCGGCCGUCGGCCUCGCUCUUCCAGGCCGCGGCCAUCCCGCCCGCUCUGCUGAGGCCGGGCCACGGCCCCAUCCGCGCGACCCCCGCCUCCAUCCUCUUCGCCCCGUACUGAGGUUCCGCAAGCCCCCAGGCGGUUGAGGCAGUAGGGAAGUAGGGCAGGAAAGCCACGAGGAGUCGGCAGUUGGAGCGUUUUCAGCGGCAGUGCGGCCCCCCGCUGCAGAAUGCAGCAGGCCUCCCUGACCCCUGACUCCAAAGAGUAAGUCCCUGAGAUUCAAGAGUGUUUGGGGGGCGCGCCUGGAAUUGCGGAACCUGAGCAGCACAAGCUUUGUCUCCCUCUUUCCUCCCCCUGCCCUCUCCCAUUCAGUUUGUGUAUCUGAAAUACUGAGUUUCUUGCAAAUGUGUUUGUCAGAAAAAAAUAUAUAUGUGCAUAUAUAUCAUUCUCUGACGAUUUUUCCAUGGGUGUGAUCUGGCUUAGAAACAAUAUGGAAUAUUUUCCUGACAGACUUGAAAAACUAGGGUCUUCCUCACACGUCUGUAAAUAAUCCUGGAAUCCAACUGGGCACAUUCUAGUGUGGAACAAAAUAGAUGAACACAAGUGCUUGCUUGUGGCUACCAUCUUAGCGACGCAUCACCGCGUUUUCCUUCUGGUGUACCCUUGUUGACAGGGAUCUGUACUGUUUUAGACCCAAGUGCUGUUGUAUCCUGUGUAGUACUAGAUCUGUAUUUCUUGUCUGAAUUAAACAUUUUUAGUUGCUGUGUAAAUGUUAGGAAGCAAAGUAGCUUUGAAUUUUCUCUUUGAGAGAACAGAAGAUAAAAUAAUGUAUUUUCUUUGUUUUACAUUUUAUUUGGUGAUAUUUAAACGAAAUAGAAAGCCAUAUAACAUAGCUCUGAUUACUACCUGUCUGCUAUUUUUGUUUAACUUAUUUUGGAGCUUCCUCACCAGUUUUGAGUUGCUAAGCAAAUGUAUACAAACAGAAAACGAGCUUCCUAAAUUGCACAUUUUUGCACCUCUCGUGCACUCUGCAAGAAGACAAUGAAUCUAUGUAUUUCUACGUCAUUAUCUUCUUCAUUUUUAACCUGUUUUCAUUUGUAAUGAUGCUACAUAAUUUUGUGGCUCCCUAAUGCAAUAAUGUACAGAAGAUUAAAAGAAAUUUAUAAUUGAACAAUCUGUCUUUCUGUUCACUGAAAUCUGUUGCAGGUCAUGCUCCCAUGCCCCCGUUUCUAAACUGAUAGCAACAAGACUGGAAUGUUUGUGAUAUCAGGGGCAAGAGGUAUAAGACAGCAAAAUAGAAUGAACUCUUUUAGAGCAUCUAUAUCUGCAAUCUGUAAAUGGUAAAAUGUCUGUGUAUUUUUUUAAAUGUACCUUUUCAAUAAAAGUACAAAAA